AUGUCACAGUAUGCAGUUGGACUGUGCGAAAUCCUAGUGGACGAGUUUUUUGGAGAAUGCUGCUCGGAAAUAGCAAGCAUUUUACUUCGUCAUGGGCGAAUGAAUCUAUCAAUGCUUCUGAAGCGGACAAAUCUUCCUGCGCCAAAAAUUCGACAGGCUCUUGCUAGUCUAAUGCAGCAUCAUAUGGUCUCGUUUGUUACGGCCAUUGAACAGCUUCGAGAAGUGACUUAUUAUGAAGCCCAAUGGCAAGAAAUGUAUAAUUUAAUAAGGAAAGGAAAGGACGUUUAUUCAGUUUCGCUAAAAUUAAACCAAGAAACAGCAUCCAUCGCUAAAUAUGUGAGUACACAGGGUCGUGCGCGCGUGCAAGAUGUUUAUAGUGCAUUUGGAAAGAGUCCAGAUGGAACGGAUGAGGAAAGCCGAAUGCUACAGCAAAAUAUUACUGAUUUGAUAUACUUGAAAUAUCUUGUAGUUGUGCAGCCUCGACAUUUGAUUCCGGUUGGUGACCAGGAAAUGCAACUUCGUAUCAAAUUCCUUGAGCAGCGUAAAUCAGAGAACGUAUCUGAAAUAAAGAAGAAUCGUGAAGUGAAUGACUCUGUCGCACUUGAAAUGGCCCGGCUCCAAUCAAGUGACAUGGCCGAAAAUCAAGGUCUUAUAAGAAAACCGAAAGAUUCGAUUCCCCGGCCCGCGAAACGAAAGCGAAGAAAUGCUACCACUUCUUCAAUGACGGGAGAUUUGAACGAAAUUUUGGAUGAUGAAAACAGUAUUCUGCUUCCAGAUCCCGCUGCACACGUACGCGUAAAUCGUGCAAAAUUCUCAUUCUUAGCAAGAAAUCAAAGACUUGUAUACUGGGCAGAACGCCGUAUCGGAAAAACGACUGCUAUCGUAUAUUCUCAUCUACUGGCAAUCCUAGAGUCUAAAUUCGUAGGCUCUCCAUCUCCUGCUACUGUUUUAACCAUCACUACCAUGGAACUUACAAGGAAUUUUCCUAAAGACAUUGACAUUGAGUCUUGUUUUGCGAAAAGCUCCAACGUAAGGAAACCCCCUGCAAAAGCUGCACUUGAUCAACUUGACGAACUGGAAAUGGAGGAACAGGAAGAGGAGGAUGAAGAUUACGAAGAAAACAUUGAUGAUGAAAGCAACAGCAAAAGCAAAGUGUUGGUACAACAUUUGGAAUUGCUGGCUGAUACUGCCUUGAAAUUUAUCACAAGAGUGGGUAAUAGAGGCAUGGGUGAAUGGAAAAUAGACUUUGCUUAUUUAACAAAUAUGCUUCGUGCUGUGGAAUUUGAAAAUAUUUUAGACGAAAAACUUGGUGACAGAGCAACUAGACUAUUACGGAUUAUAAAAGAUAAAGGAAAAAUUGAGGAAAAGCAACUAGCAAAUAUGGCCUUACUACGACAAAAAGAUUUACGAACUGUUCUUCAAUCUAUGGCUGAGAUGGGAGCAUUAGAAUUACAAGAAGUUCCAAGGAGCUCUGAUCGUGCACCUUCAAAGACUUUUUAUCUCUGGUUUCAUCGGUCUGAACGUGCUUAUUCUAUUUUUCUGGAUCAAUUAUAUGAAGUAAUUGCAAAAAUGUUUCAUCGACUUCGGGACGAACGGGCUCAAAGAUCGCAACUAAUAGACAAGGCUGAACGUAUUGAUAUAAAAGGGAAGGAGGAAGAAUAUCUGCAGAAAUUUGAACAAGCUGAGUUGAAAAGAUUGCGCUCAUAUGAGGAAAAGCUAUUAUUGCAAGCUUCUCGUUUGGACGAAUUAAUUUUAAUUUUUAGGGACGAAUAA
Schizosaccharomyces osmophilus is the source of this 1773-nucleotide messenger RNA. RefSeq names its product DNA-directed RNA polymerase III complex subunit Rpc82 (gene rpc82). Bases 1 to 1773 code for a protein of 590 amino acids. Gene Ontology annotation, biological process: DNA-templated transcription. Gene Ontology annotation, molecular function: single-stranded DNA binding. The record is from RefSeq and is a predicted model, not a curated record. Gene Ontology annotation, cellular component: RNA polymerase III complex. NCBI's taxonomy places the organism in Eukaryota, Fungi, Ascomycota, Schizosaccharomycetes, Schizosaccharomycetales, Schizosaccharomycetaceae. The transcript has 3 exons.